AUGGACAUGUCGCAUAUUCCACUCUUCCUCGACGACGACUCCAAAUGGCAGGCCGUCCAGUCGCGCGAUGCCGCAGCCGACGGCUUCUUUGUCUACGGCGUUCGCACCACCAAAGUCUUUUGCCGUCCAACUUGCAAGGCUAGGCUAGCUCGCCGCGCAAAUGUACGCUUCUACGCCUCGGGGGACGAGGCCAAAGAGAACGGCUUCAGAGCAUGCAAACGAUGCAAGCCCGAAGUGCUGGGCCUGAUGCCGGAGGAGGACGCAGUGCAGAAGAUCCGGGCGUUUGUGCGGCAUCACCAGGCUGCCAGCGGCCGAGACCAAGAUAUGAGCGAGUUGAGGAUGAGCCUUAGCCAGAUGGCCAAGAAGACGGGUCUCUCCAAGUGGCAUUUCCAUCGCGUCUUCAAGAAGUGCGUUGGCGUCACUCCCGUGGAGUACCUGAAGAUGUUGCGAGACAAUGCCGCCGGCCUCAGCCCUGGAGCCGAGAGCGAGGGAUCAUUGAGCUGGACCGAUCAGCUGGAUAUGGUCAACUUUGAUAUAGAUUUCGACUUUGGAUUCCUCAACGAUCCGGCAGCCCUAUGCGCGGUCCCGAGCGCCGACGGGUCAGCAACAGCAACGUCACAGAGCGACUGCUCGCUAUUUGCAUUUGACGAUCUCCUAGAUUGGCCCGAGAGCAACGCAAAUGAGUAA
Messenger RNA from Trichoderma citrinoviride, 687 nucleotides. RefSeq lists its product as hypothetical. The transcript has a single exon. Gene Ontology annotation, biological process: DNA repair; regulation of DNA-templated transcription. Gene Ontology annotation, molecular function: DNA-binding transcription factor activity; zinc ion binding; methyltransferase activity. NCBI's taxonomy places the organism in Eukaryota, Fungi, Ascomycota, Sordariomycetes, Hypocreales, Hypocreaceae. The coding region runs from base 1 to 687 and encodes 228 amino acids. The record is from RefSeq and is a predicted model, not a curated record.